CAAAAUGAUACCGAAAAAGAUGCCGGUAAAAGAUGCGCACAUAGUAAAAAUAGCUGUGGAGCGCGAGAAUCAUAUAGCGCAGCUUAUAAAUCUCGACCAAAGGCAUCCCCUUGCAAGUAAAAUCCAGGAAAUAUGCAGCAGCUGGGGCAUAAGCGAUCAUCAGAACUAUGCGCUGCAGUUCUGCGAAACAAACAAUAUGAAAUAUGUAACGGAAAAGAAUCGUAAUGAGAUUAAAAACGGCUCAGUGCUGCGACUGCAGUACUCACCCUCUAAAACGGCCAGCGAUACCUUGGAAACUUUAAUAAAUGGCGUACCAUUGGACAAAGCACAACGUCUUAAGGAGCUCUCAUCGCUCAGUAUGGAUCACACGUUCGCGCUGGAGUUUAUCAAGGAAAAGGGUUUGGAUAUACUCAUUAAAAUGAUCGAAGAUGUGAAUCAAAAGGAUGAGGAUAUACUAAAGUAUAGUUUGGCCAGCUUUGUGGAGCUAAUGGAGCAUGGCACCGUAUCCUGGGAGGUGCCCGAGAGCAGUUUUGUGGCACGAAACAUUGAAAUUGUACGCAACUUUCAAAAAUAUCCCCCUAAAUGCGGCGAGAGUGCUCUCUCUAAUCUGGAGAAUAUUGUCCAAAGCAGCAGUAAAUAUGUGCUAGUUGCCGAAGAAAUCAAGCUCCAGGAUAUACUGCACCUGCUGCAAGAUGGUAACUCCCCGGUGAUGCGACAAAAUGCCAUUGCACUACUCAAUGCGCUGUUCAUGAAGGCCGAUGAGUCACGUAAGCGUACCAUCGCCCACACGAUAAGUGCGAAACCCUAUAGACUAGCCCUGAUUGGCAAUGGGUUGAGCACAGAGAUGACCCACCAGCUGUAUGUGCUGCAAACCCUGACGCUGGGCCUCUUGGAGAAACGUAUGAGAAUGAAAAUGAAUGCCCAAGAUCAGGAUGCACACGAGAAGAUCAAGGAGCUCCGUCGCAUUGCGUUCGAUGACUAUGCGGGCUCGCUUAGUCUGAAUGAUGAGCACAUUCGGCGCGGUGGCAGCGGCGGCACUGGCUCAGGAUCGGGUGCUGGCAAUGUCAACUUUUCGCAGUACUAUAAGAAACUUGGCUUCAAGUGCGACAUCAACCCGGCACAGGAUUUUAUCGAAACGCCACCGGGUAUACUCGCUCUGGAUUGCAUGGUGUACUUUGCUCGGAACUAUACGCAGCAGUACACGAAGAUUGUGCAUGAGAAUUCCUGUCGUGCGGAUGAGCAUGAGUGUCCGUUCGGUCGCACCUCCAUCGAACUGGUGAAGGUGUUGUGCCACAUUUUGCGAAUUGGCGAGCCACCCGCCGAGCAGUCGGGCGACUUUCAGCCCAUGUUCUUCACUCACGAUCAGCCGUUCGAGGAGUUCUUUUGCAUUUGUGUCAUCACAUUGAAUCGCACGUGGAAGGAUAUGCGUGCCACCGCCGAAGACUUUCAAAAGGUAUUCAGUGUGGUACGCGAACAAAUUCAGCGCACUCUAAAGCAGCGCCCCGAGAAUCUAGAGGACUUUCGCAGCAAGAUUGCCUUGCUAACGUAUCAGCAGAUCACGACAUUGCGUCAACAGGAGCGCACCUCGAAGGAGGAAUGCGAUUCGACAGCAUCGGCCAUUGUGAAGCUAAAGGAGAAAAUCUCACCACAAAUUGUAGAGCUCAUCAAGCAGCAGCGUCUCUCAUUUCUAGUAGAAGGCACACGUUUCUCCAAGUAUGUGCGCGGCACACGUAGCAAGGAUAAGUUCUGGUACGCUCGCCUUUCGCCCAAUCACAAGGUCAUUCAUUAUGGCGACUGCGAUGAGAAGAACAUACCGACCUUGGAAGAACUGCCCAAAAAGUUGCCCAUCAUUGAUAUUAAGCAGCUGCUGGAGGGCAAAGAGUGCCCGCACAUGAAGGAGGCGCGCACACGCAAAUCGCCCGUAAAUUUUGCAUUUUCCAUAACAUUUGAGAGCAUGGAUCAUUCCACUUUGGAUUUUGUGGCGCCCGACGAGACCAUAUUCAAUUAUUGGACUGAUGGCAUAAACGCUCUGCUCGGCCAGGAGAUGACAAGCAAGCAGAAGAAAGAAGAUUUUGACACGCUCCUAUCCAUGGAGAUUAAAUUGCGUCUGCUCGAUACCGAAGGUGUGGACAUUAGCAAGGACCCGCCGCCCAUACCCGAAGAUCCCGAGAACUAUGACUUUUGUUUCGAAAGCUAAAUUAACUCAAUAUUUCGUUUAUUUUGAUUUAAAUUUAUUGCAAUAAUCGAUCGUUCCAAAUUCCUCAACAUACAUGCCAAAGUGUACCCAUUAUAUAGAGUAGAUCCAUACUCUCCGAUCUGAAUUAGUAUUAACAGUGCAAUUUCCAAAAAGAAAAAAAACAAAUGAACAAACAAAAACAAAUGGAACGCUUAGCCAUUUAGUAAACACCAUUUACAAUACAUAUUUUAUGUAAUUAUAUUAAGUAUAUUAAUAUUAAUAUUAAUAGAGAUUCAUAUAAAUACAACGUUUUAUACAUUAACCAUUUUGUACAAAAUGAAGAAGCAAAUUGUAACAAGA
Molecule: messenger RNA, 2536 nt
Organism: Drosophila mojavensis
Lineage: Eukaryota; Metazoa; Arthropoda; Insecta; Diptera; Drosophilidae
Gene: Ced-12
Product: engulfment and cell motility protein 1
Exons: 4
Coding region: 5-2197 (730 amino acids)
Biological process (GO): cell motility; actin filament organization
Cellular component (GO): plasma membrane
Source: RefSeq, a predicted model, not a curated record